GUCGAAAUAGCCUCACCCAAUAGUGUACUUGUAAUGAACUGCUGAAGAGGCAGACACUCCGGGGAAUUUGUGUGCUCUCUUUCCAUGCUAGGGCCAGGGGAAACCUGUGAAGCAAGCGACGUCCAUCGCUCAUGGCGUGCAGGAGACUUAGGUUGCCUGAUAUUCCGUUGGGCCCAAGACGAUGAUGUUCUCCAAUGCCGCGAGAUUCGCAGUCAAGAUGUAUCAAUUCCCUUCCGUUAUUAUGAGGCCGUUUCAUCAGGCAUGGGUGCCGCCAAUCCCUCCCUGGUAUCAGUCAUUGUCUGGAAACCAGAUAUAAAGUGCAGCAGUACCUUAUAUACAUUGUUCUGCGUGCUGUCGAGCCUGUCAUCAGAUCCCGAAAGACAAAAACCAUUAAACCGUAAGGUACAAUUCCGUUCAACGCCAGCGACUCCCACCGUGAUUGAUAUUGGAGAGGUGGUCCGAACCCUUUCUCGUCCCGGCGACGGGCAUAGGAAAGUCCCGUUAUUCGUCGGCCCCCUAGUAGUCUCCCCUGCCGAGAACCCCUCAAAUCCGUUUCCCUGCUUUGGAAUCCUGUCUAGAAAUGAAGAACAUGCCUGGCACCGCGUACGUAUAUCUAAUUUUUUUUCUUUCGUUUCGUCGUUUCUGUGAAGCCCGUGGGAACCGAGGGAAUUUCGAUAAGACAGCGAAACAAUGUCGAGAUCCGAUGCGAUAUUCUCGUUCGUGGGAAGGCUUUUUCUC
This is a messenger RNA of Sodiomyces alkalinus F11, 738 nucleotides long. RefSeq lists its product as hypothetical. NCBI's taxonomy places the organism in Eukaryota, Fungi, Ascomycota, Sordariomycetes, Glomerellales, Plectosphaerellaceae. The coding region runs from base 85 to 648 and encodes 187 amino acids. The transcript has a single exon. The record is from RefSeq and is a predicted model, not a curated record.